AUGGAUUUGACCUACCCCAUUCUGAUCUCCAAUGUGUUAAAUGUAACGGAUGUGAACUUCACUACUGCAAUCCUCUCUGAGAAAAUUGGUGAAGUUGAGUUGGACAUCACUAAUAUUCCAGCUGAACUCAUAGAUGUCUUAAAGGCCAGUGUGAAAUAUCUAACCUACCCCAUCCUGAUCUCCAGUGUGUUAAAUAUAACAGAGAUUAACAUUACUACUGCAUGCUACCAAAACAGCAUUGGAUUCCAGUGCAGAUGUGAGGACCAGUAUGGUUGGUCAUGUGACCAGUGUUCCUCCUAUGGGUCCUGUGAUGACAUCAUUGAUGGCAAAAUAUGUGGAUGUGUCAAUGCUGUUCCUUCAAAUGGACAGUUCUGUCAGCCAAUCACAAAUCUUACUGCUUGUCCAAGUCCAACUACUCCAGCAGUGCCAUCAAACAUUUCUGGGAGAAUUAUUGAAAUUGAGUUGGACAUGACAAAUAUAUCAGUUACAUUGGUAGAUGUACUUAAGGCCAGUGUGAAUGGCCUGACCUACCCCAUUCUGAUCUCCAAUGUGUUAAAUGUAACGGAUGUGAACUUCACUACUGCAUGCUACCCAAACAGCACAUGCAGAUGUGAGGACCAGUAUGGUUGGUCAUGUGACCAGUGUCUCUCUUAUGGGUCCUGUGACAGCAUUGCUGAUGACUCCUGUGGAUGUAUCAAAGCCAUUCCUCCUGAUGGACCCUUUUGUCAGCCAAUCCCAGAUCUGACAGCUUGUCCAACACCAUCUCCAAUACCAG
Molecule: messenger RNA, 775 nt
Organism: Coregonus clupeaformis (lake whitefish)
Lineage: Eukaryota; Metazoa; Chordata; Actinopteri; Salmoniformes; Salmonidae
Exons: 7
Source: RefSeq, a predicted model, not a curated record